AUGGCAUCAUCUCCAAAUCCUACUGAUCAGAACUUCAUUGUAGUGGAUUUCCACUACAAUGGUCAGUUUGCACCCAAUCCCUUAGUUUACUUUGAUCCCAACAGAGCAUCAGUGCGAGAUGUUGACUUCAGUGGGUUUGGGUAUGAGCAAUUCAUGGAAUUCCUUCACAAGCUCACCAACUCGAGAAGCAAAGACAUCUAUUUCUGCCUUCCACAAGAGUCUUUAGGUCUUGGAAUUCAUACACUGGUGAACAACGGUGAUUACAAGGAAUUUUUGGAUUUGGCGUAUGCUAAUGACAAGAGAAUGAAUGUAUAUGUGGAUCACCAUAAUGAACCUAUCUUCGACUGGAUUGAGGCUGAGGAAAGUGAAAGUGAAAACGAAGACUUAGAUGAAGAUGAGGAUUCAGUUAUUCAAGAUUCAUAUUCUGUUGAUCAUGAAGAAGAUGAUGCUACCUAUCCAUUUCCAGCAAACAAAACUGCACGUGAUAGAUUUUUAAACAUCCUUUGUGAACCUAUAGAGAGUGAAGAUCAAGAUGAUGAAUACGUGCCACCCCAGUACCCUGUGUAUGAUGAGAGACAGCCAUGGGAUCAGAUGAAACCAAUUAUAGUUAGAGGAGAAGUUAUUUCAGCUGUUGGGAGAGAUGCAAACAACCACAUCUACCCUUUAGCAUGGGCUGUGGUAUGUGUUGAGAAUAAAGAAACAUGGAAGUGGUUCAUAGAUUUGCUUAUGGAUGACAUUAAUGGUGGUCUUGGUGCAGGCAUUACCCUUCUUUCUGAUGGACACAAGGGGUUAUUACAAGCAGUUAAGGAAAGAUGUCCAGAAGCUGAACAUAGACAAUGUGCUAGACACAUUCUGGCCAAUUUUAAUAAAAGGUUUACUGGUCAACAAUACAUAAAGUUAUUUUGGAGGGCUGUAAGGGCUAGUACUGUGGAGAAGUUCAGAGGUGUAAUGGAGAACAUCAAAUCUAUUGAUACUCAUGCUUAUGAUUACCUUAUAGACAGAGAUCCUACUACCUGGUCUAAGGCAUUUUUCAAGAAGGAAGAGACUGUGAUGCAGUGGAGAAUGGGGAUAUACACUCAAAGAGUUGAAGGAAUGGAAUGGGAUUUGCUUAUAUGUCCAACUAUUAGGAAGCGUAUAGAACAUCUGAAGGUUAAACAGAGAUUGUGGGGAGUUACUCCUUGUGGUUAUCAAAAGUAUGAGGUUAGAUUCACUGAUGUUGCAUAUGGAGUGGAUCUAAUUGCAAAGAAGUGUGCCUGUAGAAUAUGGCAACUUACAGGGAUACCAUGCUUACAUGGAGUGGCAGCAAUAUCUUACUUAAAUCAUGAUGCUGAGGCAUAUGUGUCCCAAUCAUACACUACUGAGGCUUACCUAAAAUGCUACAAAUAUAGCAUUAAUCCUCUCAAUAGUAGUGAAAUGUGGCCAGAUGUUCCAUACCAUAAGCCUUUGCCUCCCAAAAGAAGAAGAUUACCUGGUAGGCCAUCUGUGAAAAGGAAGAGGGAUGCAAUUGAACGAGAGUUGAGUGGAUCAAGUAGACAAACUGUCUCAAGAAGGGGUAGCAUAAUAAAGUGUGGUAUUUGUAAGGAACCAGGUCACAACAAGAAAAAGUGUCCAUCUAACCAACAAAGCAAUACAUCAGUACCAAGUUCAUCCAGGGGCAGUGGAGCAGACCCAAGUUUAUCCAGGGGCAAUGAAGGACCACCACCUCCUCCACCACCACCUGCAGCCCAACAACCUCCUCCACCACCACCUGCAGCCCAACAAUCUCCUCCACCACCACCUGCAGCCCAACAACCUCCUCCACCACCACCUGCCCCCAUGCCAAGAAGAAGGGUCCCAGUUAGUAGAAGUGGAAGGAGGAAAUAUUCUGAACGGAUUAUCAAACAAGCAUUAAGGAGGCAGAUACCUGGGGUUGGGAGCAAUGCAGAUAACCCUUCAGUUAUUGAUUAA
Messenger RNA from Lactuca saligna, 1947 nucleotides. The record is from the annotation of a GenBank genome assembly. Lineage: Eukaryota; Viridiplantae; Streptophyta; Magnoliopsida; Asterales; Asteraceae.